UCCAGUACUAUAGCGCCUUUGGCAUCGCUUGACCACCGUGCCGACGAUGGAGGUGGCGGUGGUGGCGAGCGCGGUGACCGGAGCAAUAAGGACGCUCUUGCCCAAGCUCACUGCCUUGCUACACAAGAAGUACAAACUGUCUGGUGGAGUGAGGAAGAAGAUCACUUCCUUGAGGCAUGAGAUGAGCAGCAUGAGUGCUUUGCUCGUGACGCUAGCUGGGCUGGAGGAGCUAACUCCCCGAGACAAGGACUGGCGUGACAAGGUGCGCGAGCUGUCCUAUGAUAUAGAAGACUGCAUCGACAUCUUCACGCAUGAGCUUGAUAGGCAUGAAGCCAAGGGUGGACUGAGGCGCAGGCUUAAGAAGAUCAAGGCGCGGUACAAGAUUGGCCACCGUAUUGAAGAGUUGAGGGCUCAGGUUGUCGAAUUAAGCAAUCGUCACAACAGAUACAAGCCCGAUGAGUGCAUUGGUUCUCCUAGCUCUAGGGCCCUUGUGGAGGUUGACCCUCGUCUACAGGCACUCUAUGUAGAUCCUGAUAGCCUUGUUGGCAUUGAUGCCCAAAAGGCGAAGCUCAUCGAGUUGCUGAGGAUGGAUGUUGGUGAUACACAACGACUUAAACUAGUAGCCAUUGCUGGAUUUGGAGGUAUGGGCAAGACAACUCUUGCGAACCAAGUUUAUACCAAGAUGAAAGGCCAGUUUGAUUGCACGGCCUUUGUAUCGGUGUCUCGGAUUCCAAAUAUAGCCAAGAUUUUGUCAGAUAUAUAUUCGGCAACGACGGACCCAAACACCAAUUGUAAUGAUGAGCGGCUAAUCAUUGACCGGCUCAGGAAUAGUCUAGAAGACAAAAGAUACCUUAUUGUGAUUGAUGAUAUAUGGACAAUGGAAGCAUGGAAUGCUAUUAAAGGUUGCUUCUUGGAGAACAGUCUUGGCAGUAGAGUUAUAACAACUACACGAUUUGAAGAUAUAGCUCAAGCAUGUUGUUCUUCUCUCCAUGGCCUUGUCUACAGAAUCAAACCUCUUAACUGUAUUGACUCCAGAAGAUUAUUUGACAGAAGGAUUUUUCCUCUUAAUUGUCCUGAGCAACUGAAGACUGUACGUGGUGGAAUUUUGAAGAAAUGUGAAGGAGUGCCAUUAGUCAUAAUUAGCGUAGCCAGCAUACUGGCUUGUCAUGAAGAGGUAAAUUCAAUAGAAAUCUGGGAGAAGAUACAUAAUCAUUUUGUUAUCUAUUUGGAAGGACAUCGUGCGUUAGGGUGGAUAAGGCAUGUGCUUAAUCUUGGCUAUAAUGAUUUAUGCCUGGACCUUAAGACAUGUAUGCUAUAUUUUAGUAUAUUUGCAGAAGACUCUGAAAUAAUGAAGGAUGAUUUGGUGAAAAGAUGGAUUGCCGAGGGUUUUGUUACUGAAAAGCAUGGUCGUAGCCCACAUGAUAUUGCAGAAAGUUACUUCAGUGAGCUGAUUAAUAGAAACAUGAUCCAAAUAGCUAAUAUUGAUGACUGCGGGCAUGUGUUGUCUUGUCGAGUCCAUGAUAUCAUGCUUGAUUUUAUCAUACUGAAGUCCACAGAAGAAAACUUUGUCACUAUAAUGAAUGAUCUGCAUUGCACGAAAGGCUGUCUGGAUGUUCGCCGGUUAUCCCUCCAAAAAAUAAAAAAUUCUCGAUGCAAUGACCUGGUGGAAAACAUAGCUCUCACCCAAGCUAGGUCAUUUAACUUCUGGGGUCCUGCUCAAAGCAUUCCUUCUGUUUCAAAGUUCCAACUUCUCCGAGUUCUACAUAUUGUUGUUUCUGGUGACAGGGAUGAGAACUAUGAUCUGUCUUGCAUUUGUAACCUGUUCCAACUGAAAUAUCUGAGGAUUGUAGGCAUUUGGUGCACGGGAUUUCUCAAACAAUUGCGUAAAUUGCAACAUCUGCAGACACUGGAGAUCGCACACAGAAGAAGUGAAGAUGUUUACCUAGACAUUGGUGAGUUACCCUUGACGCUGUUGCAUCUGAUUGUCUUUGCAAAGCUACUUGGUGACAUAGGAAGGAUGAGAUCCCUCAUUUGUUUAGCUACCUUAGCAAUAGGUGAUAUCAAACAUAUGGAGGGAAUGAAGGGGCUCGGUAAUCUGGCCGACCUAAGGGAGCUAAGGCUAUAUGUGAGCGCAUCUGUUUGGAACACAGGUGGACGUCAACUGUCCUUUAGGGAAUCCCUAGCCAAACCCCAACACCACUAUGUUCCUCAUCUACGUGGAGUUGCCAUUUGUGAUUCUCUACUAUCCUCCUUCAGCAGACUCGGCAGCCUUGAAUCCCUAAUCAUCAAUGGAGGGCUCCCUGUUGAUGUGUUGAUUUGCUGGUCUCCACCUCCACGCCGACUCCGUAGAUUACAUGUGCAGGACUGCCCCUUUUCAGUGGUCCCAUAUUGGAUCACCCAAUUCGCCAUCCUCAGAAGUCUGGAAAUUGAAAUUCUUUCCAUGACAAGGGAGGGUAUCCAUAUUCUUUCCCAGCUGGUCUCGCUGGUGAACCUCCGACUAUUUGUUAGGAAGUCUCUUCCCGCAGAGGGCGUUGUCAUCCCUGGUGCAGCAUUUCCGAAUCUUAAGGGCUUCUUCUUCAGAUGUAAAGUGCCCUGUCUCAAGUUCAGGGCAGGGGCCACACCCAGGCUUCAAAAUCUCACUGUGGAGUGUCACACAAGAGCAGUGCAGCGGGCUGAUACUGUACUUGAAGGCAUCGAGCAUCUAGGGAGCCUCAUGACAUGCAAGGUGAACAUCUACCACCAUGACUUCUUCAUGGCCACGCAGACUGGCGGCGGUGAUGGACCAAGGCCACCUAGCAUUUGGCAAGCUCUUGAGGAUGAGGUCUUGAAGGCGAUAAACAAGAAUUUGGGGUAUCCUGAACCUUAAGUUCUUGUUCAAUGUUUAUAACAUGCACGAUCAAAAUGAUUAAGCAGGGAAAUUACCAUCUUCACAAAGAACAUUUUGUUUACAUGUCAUGUGGAGUGCGUCUGUUCGAAAUUUGAUGAUGCAGAGUCCCAAUUUAAGAUGGCACCAAAGAAAUGCAGGACUGAUGGAGAGACCUGCUAACCCCGAACACCGGGUGUUGAUGCGCUGAACAAGAUAUCCCCUGCUACCUCUUCCCAUGAAUACAUUGUUCUAUGCCUGUUAAUGGCCAUUGAUGUGGUGGAGCGAACCCUCAAUGUGUUUUUCUGUUUUCUUUCGUUUUAAAGUAUUUCUGCCCUUGUGAAUGUUACAAUGGUCGUCACACUGAGAUACUGGA
Triticum aestivum (bread wheat) is the source of this 3239-nucleotide messenger RNA. Its product is annotated as disease resistance protein RGA5. Bases 47 to 2866 code for a protein of 939 amino acids. Gene Ontology annotation, biological process: defense response to other organism. NCBI's taxonomy places the organism in Eukaryota, Viridiplantae, Streptophyta, Magnoliopsida, Poales, Poaceae. Gene Ontology annotation, molecular function: ADP binding. The record is from RefSeq and is a predicted model, not a curated record. The transcript has 3 exons.